This is a messenger RNA of Melospiza georgiana, 6724 nucleotides long. RefSeq names its product patatin like phospholipase domain containing 2 (gene PNPLA2). Gene Ontology annotation, cellular component: cytoplasm; lipid droplet; membrane. NCBI's taxonomy places the organism in Eukaryota, Metazoa, Chordata, Aves, Passeriformes, Passerellidae. The record is from RefSeq and is a predicted model, not a curated record. Gene Ontology annotation, molecular function: triacylglycerol lipase activity. Gene Ontology annotation, biological process: triglyceride catabolic process; positive regulation of triglyceride catabolic process; lipid homeostasis. The coding region runs from base 166 to 1611 and encodes 481 amino acids. The transcript has 9 exons.
AAGCCCUGCCGUGUUCCGCAAUCGCAUCCUCGGCAGCGGCGCUGCUUUUCCGGCUGUCCCGCCCGUCCCGAGGCGGCGCGGAAAGAGACCCGCGGCUUCACUGCUCCGCCGCGGCUGCUGCUGCCUCCCCCCGGCACCCUCCGCCUCCAGCGGGGCGCGGAGGCCAUGUUCCCGCCGGACUCCACCUGGAAUAUCUCCUUCGCCGGCUGCGGCUUCCUGGGGAUCUACCACGUCGGCGUGGCCAGCUGCCUGAAGGAACAUGCCCCGUUCCUGGUGGCCAACGCCAAGAAGGUGUACGGCGCCUCGGCCGGGGCGCUCACCGCCACCGCCCUCGUCAGCGGCGCCUGCCUCGGUGAGGCCGGUGCCAGCAUUAUUCGGGCGUCAAAGGAAGCUCGGAAGAGGUUCCUGGGCCCGCUGCACCCCUCUUUCAACAUGGUGAAAACCAUUCGGAUGUCCGUGUCCAAGAUGGUGCCAGACAACGGGCACGAGGUUGCAGCAGGACGUUUGGGUAUUUCCCUGACACGGGUCUCUGAUGGGGAGAACGUGAUCCUGUCAGACUUCAAUUCCAAGGAGGAACUGAUCCAGGCCUGUAUCUGCAGCACCUUUAUCCCUGUCUACUGUGGGCUGAUACCUCCAACCUUGCGUGGAGUGAGAUAUGUUGAUGGAGGGAUUUCUGACAAUUUGCCCCAAUAUGAGCUGAAGAACACAAUCACAGUGUCUCCUUUCUCGGGAGAGAGCGAUAUCUGCCCACGGGACAGUUCCACAAAUAUGCACGAGCUGAGAGUCACCAAUACAAGCAUCCAGUUCAACCUUCACAACCUCUACCGCCUCUCCAAGGCCCUGUUUCCUCCAGAGCCACAGGUGCUGCGGGAUAUGUGCAAGCAGGGCUAUCGAGAUGCACUGCACUUCCUGAAGAGGAAUGGUCUCCUUCAUCGUCCAAGUCCUGCCCAUCCUCUCCUUGCCAUAGAAGCACCUCCAGGAGAGAAGGAAGAGGAAGAAACAGAAGCUGAGGACCAAGAAAAGGACAACACUGCCCUUGCUGUUGUUGAAGAGCAUAUCUUGGAACACUUGCCUUCCAGACUGAACCAAGCUCUCGUGGAGGCUUGUGCUGAAAGAAGAAGUUUCUUGACUGGCCUGAGCAACAUGCUGCCUGUGCGUGUGGCCACGGCCAUGAUGGUCCCCUACAUGCUGCCUCUGGAGUCUGCAGUCUCCUUCACUGUCAGGUUGCUGGAAUGGCUCCCAGAUAUCCCUGAGGAUAUAAGAUGGAUGAGGGAGCAGAUGACAGAAAUCUGCAGCUAUCUUGUGAAGAAAGCCAAGAAGAAACUGGGCAGCCAUCUUUCAGCCAGGCUUUACUACCACCUCGAGCUCGGAGGGCCCCAGAAGCUGCCAAUUUCGCCCCCGGCACCUUGUGGUGAAGCGCUGCCCAUGUGGAUGAGGAGCCACCGCUCGGUCUCUGACGUCAUGAUGAAGUGGGAGGAGUACCAGCGGCAGCUCAUGCUGGGCUUGCUCUGCAUCAACGUGGACAUGCAAGCCUCCCUCUUCCCUCGGGAAGGGUUUCAGUUAAAGCUUCCACCUCUAGGCUGUGCAAAAGAGUGCCUGCCACUCUUCUGAGCCUGCUGCUGUGAGGGGAUGAGAGUGGGUGGGAAGGAGAAUGGACACAGGGUGGGACCAGUCUCCUCCCUCAGCAGCAGGCUGCCCCAUGCUCCUGAAUAUGUUGCCAUGGGAUUUCCCCGGCAUGGACACUGGUGGAAUUGAUUGUAGACUUUUGUUGCCCACUGGGCCAAGCAAGGGACCUUUGUGUUCACAGCCACACACAGGCUGAUUCCUUGCUCUAGACUUGUGGUGAAGCCUGGCCAUUGCCUGUGGCCAGGCUGAUGUUGACCCAGCUGGGCUCUCCCAAAUAGUGCACUUUGAAUUGCCACUGGCUUUUUACCGCCAAACAACAGGAUGUAGAUGACGCUCUCAAGUUCAUACAGCUUUUACCUCCCUUGGUUUUUCAGAGCAUGUUUCUUGAUUCCUCUCCUUAAAUCAUCUGACAACCCUUAGUUCUUUGUGCUACUGAAAGAUGAAGUAGCCUCUUGCCAAACCAAUUUUUGUCAUGGCUUUCAAAUCUCCUCCUGACUUUCUUCUUUGCUGAAACCAUGUCCUUUCCUCUCUCCCUUAAUUGCAUCCACACCAGCAGCCGGAGCUGGUCCUGCAGCAGACUACACUGGAACUGCAGAAAUGUAGAAAAGUUAUCUGUUUUCCCUGAUUCAUGUUGUCCUCAUCUCUCCCUUUUUGAUUGAGGUCCUCAGGGAGCUACUGGGACUUGAACUCUGAGUGUUAAGUGAUUGAGCUUAUUUAAAGAAGUAAUUUUGACAGAUUUUUUUUUCCAGGGAAACAUGUUGAAUUUGAGGCCCUGUUCCUCACUCUGAGAAUGGAAUUGGUGUGGGGUUGCCCUGAAAAAAAGCUCAGCCUGCUUAUCUCAGGAUCAAUUUAGCAGCUGAAGCAAUAUGAAGUGGUUGUAGGAAGAUGAGAAUUGUGCAGGGCAUGUUAUUUUUGAGAGGCUUGUGGUGGAGUGUCACAGCAAGUGCUGGGGAAAUGGCUGCCUCUGACAGGGGUCAGUUGGGCUUUGCUCCUUAAGGGGCUGUACAGCUGAGGUAAAUUCUGGGUGGGUGAUGCAGAAUGGAUCCCCUGCCAAACUGAAGCUUUUAUCUCUCUUUUGCUCAGAAAAUUUGGUUGGUGAGGCUUUGGAGUGAGAAGGAUUUAGGCUUGUAGCUACACCAGCAUCCCAGCUUGCUUGUCUAGUGUUGUGGCUCACAGAUCCUGCUCUGCAGCUAGCAAUAGCAGGAGCAUGAGAAGUGAAGACUGUUGAUGCACAUGCAGCCCCUUGGAACUGGCUCCUCUUGGUCUUGCCCCUUAAAAUCCAGAGCUGUAGCAGAGCAGGACUCUGCCUUGAGGCGCUGCCAUCUCCGCAGUGGUCAUGGCUUGUGUGAGGGGUAUGAACCCUGUGUUCUUCACAGGGUGAGACGUGGCUUCCUGUGGGGAUUGCAUGGACUUAGGCUCAGACAAACCCAGCUCCUGGUAUCUUUUUCUGCUGCUUGUCUUGCUACAUGAGGCGUCUUCUACCUCUCCUAGCACAAACAGUGUGCAAUGGCCAAAGCAAACAUAUGCUGUCUUUGCUGGGGAGCAGGACAGGGUAUCAGAAACUGAUUAUGUAGCCUAUACAUGGAAUAGUAAUUUUUAAUAGUAAUUUUGCACCUUAGAUUUAGAAAGGGAAAAUAAACCCAGAAGUUGUGCUAAUCACUGGAGAGAGUAGUAAGUCUCAUGAGCAGUGUGGGUGACAGGGUGGGUGCUGUUUCCUACGAGCACAGCUGUGCACUGGGCAUGGGUUUGGUGUUUGUGUGGAGAUGGAUAAGCAUCAGGACUCUGCUGCAGUGGCUGUGCCAAGCUGGGAGGCAAUGGAGCAGGCCUCUGCCCAGGAGGCAGUGCAAGAGUGAACUUGUGACUUGGUUGUCACCCCACUGCCCUUGCUGGAUGAAACUAUGUAACACAAGGGCCUGUGCAGUUUACAAAGCAGGCCUGCACGUAACGCAGUCAGAUUUAGUCUUAAGCUUUGCAUAAUUAAGUCAGUUAGGGAACAGGGAAGUCACUACAGGAAGAGGAAAAAAUAGGAGGGUUCUGAAAUCAGGAUAGAAUGUUCAAUUACCAAACAAGUUGAUCUUGUGAUUGUUUAAAGCCCACAGAAAAAAAUGCUAGAUGCUAGUGGAAGUGAACCAGCAACAAGCUACUGUCACUUAGAGGGAGCAAGAUUAAUUUGAUGAAAAUUGAAACUGAGAAAAGGUGCUCAUUUAGUGGGUUGGUAUGGGAUUUCUUUUCUUCCACUGUUUUGGACUACCUUCUUAGUGGGAAUGGCACAUGCACAGCUACUUAGAUUGCUAAAUACAUAUCUCUUGUCAAUUGGCAAGAACACAGAGAUAUUUAGUGGCAAGAAAUUAAAGCAUUUUGUCCAGAAGCAAAACAUCUGAGAGAGGCAAAACUGCAUAAGCAAAAUCGCGUGUUUAGAAGCUGCUGCCCUUUUGACUCUGCCUUUUUUUUUUUUUUUUUUUUUUUUUUAAGUUAAUAUAUAGGUGGAGAAAACGAUACAAGUAUUUUCAAGUAUUUUUUUAUCCCUUCUUCCUGGACUGGUAAAACCACUGAGUGAUUAUGUAAACCACUAAACUAUGAAACAAAAUACUCCUGGCAACAGAGAGUGCUAAGAAGUUGCAGCUUGGCACCCUUAUCCCUUGCUUUUUGCAUCAGAACUGACUGGUCUGGUGCUGACUAGGCUGAUGCCACUGUCUUCCAGUGCUCUGAUCCAGAAGGCUUGGGGAUUUUGGUUCAUGCAUUUGAGGAGACCAACAGCUGUGCCUGGUAAAAGGCCUGAGUUUUGUUCUCUAUUUCACCUCAUUUGUAGUUUAAUUUAUUAUAAUAACUUCUCCAUGAGAAACUUUUGUACACUUCAAACUAUAACCACAAAUCAAAGCCUAGCUUUAAAAAUAAAGGUCUAACUCUUCACAAGGAAAUUCCUGGUUUUCCUAUGCUAAUUUGCAGGAUGUGAAGGAUACUGGGAAAGUACUACUCUGUAUUAACCCUUUCUUUGCCUCUUUUUAUUUCCCAAGUGUUACAAUGGCUAUUGUGUGAUAGCCUGUUGGCUUUAUAGAUUUGAGCUCUGAUAAAGGAACUGCAGAUAUGUUAAAAAUACCUGACACUAGCCUCAUUUUCCUUUCGAAAAGUUUCACCCAUUUGCUUGAAAUUCUUGCUGCUCAUCCAUCACAGAUUGCAAAGGAUGAAGGAAUUAGGGAAGAUCACUUUUCCCACUAAUGUAGCAAAAGGGCUGUGUCAGCUUGUGAAUAGAUUUUUGUUAUGCAGUGCUGCCUUGUCUAGAUGAGACCCCACUCUUUUUGAAAUCUCUGGAAACCUUGUGGUAGGCUCUGGGCUGGAUAUGGAGGGGUUAAUUACAAUAGUGCUCACUGGAACUGUUCAGCCCCUUGUUCUGUGUGUACCUCAUGGUGUACAAAGUUAUCUUCUGGGCAGCCAUUGCUGAUUAACCCUCACUUGCCAGGUCCAUAGGAGCAAGGUCAUCUGUGGCAGUCAGUCCUUUCUGCUCCAAAUGGUGUAACUGGGCAGCCCAGCAGGACUCUCCAGUGUAUGGUGAGUGGGAGGUCAGGUUCCGGGACAAAAAUUCAUCUUGUAGUCCAUGUCCAAUGAUCCUUACAGCAUUCACUGGAUUCCUGCAGGAGUCCCAACCCUUGCCCUUUCCACUGUUUCAUAUAAAGGGUCUGUGCAUUCAGGAAUCCACUAAUUUUUCCUCCUUCCUGUCUUAUUAAUUGCUGCUUUUAACAAGGCUGAUGGUGACCUUGUUGUGCACAUAACCAGCCCCUAACCUGCACCACACUGUAGAGUUGUUCUGUGUACAACAGUCUGUGCCUAUGGCAUGCUCUGUAACCCACAAUUAGUGUGUAGUGUAAUUGGUUUGGUUUGCUGCCUGCCCUACUGCUAAUACUGUUGCAAGCUGAUUUUCAAGGGAUAGGAGAAAAUACUGACCACUAUGUAUAGGACCUAGGAAUUGUUUUCUCAUGGCUCUUUGGAAGGCUGUGUACCUGCAACACUCAGAGAAUAAAAGAGAAUCUGCUGUCUGCCAGCACUGGGGUGUCCCUAGUACUUUUAUGUUCCCCAGUGGUUUUAUUAAUUUAAAAUUUAUUAAUUUAAAAAUUAAUAAAAAUGAUCUAGUAAUUCACUACUUCCUUGGAGAAAAAGAGCUCUCACUUUUGCCAAAGCAGUUGUGAGAGAAAUAUCUGAAACUCUGUGUGUUUAUUCCUUAGGGGAAUAAAACUAUAGUAAAUUUCUGUUAAAUAUAUGCCAGAUGUGGUGGGUGGCAGGGCCACCAAAGUCAGAGGGCUUUGCCAACUGACUUUGUUUUCUCAAGCUUUGUUUCUGUCUUCUCCUUAAAUCAGUGAGAGAAUGGACCACCUCACCUGGCUGCCACAUCAGCCAGUUUGUGCCAAACACGCUGUGCCUUUACAGUGGGCUCUGGCCUCCUGUCCCUCGGGUGUCUGCCUUCUGAGUGCAGCAGGACUCGCUCUCCUCUCCCUCCUUCCCCUUGCCUGCUGCUGGGACAUUGCUCCUUUUCCAACCUGCAGGCAGCUCCACUAGGACAGCCCCCAACUGCAUCCACCUCACUCUUUGGAUCCACAUCAGCCCUCCUGCACAGGGAGGGCAAAACUCCAGUUCCAAACAGAGGACUUAGAAAUGUAACUGAAAUAAAUACCUCUCACUUCUGGGGUUUUCUCUUGUUCUUGAAAACAGCAUCUAAAGCAGCUCUUUGAGCUUUGUGUGUCCUGGGACUACUCCACUGCUGCCACUGAGUUUGAGAAGACCCUGAAGCACACAACACAUGUGGAGGUCCUGUGGAAAUGACUGGUGUCAGAGCAGCAACUAGACCAGCAAUAGCAUAACAAGUUAUGUAUUUAUGUGGCAAUGUCACUAAGUAGUGUUCACAGUCACUUUAAAAGUUCAGUAUUAAAUUGUUGAUGCUUUUUUUUCCCUUCCUGUUUCUAUUUUCUAAUGUUUUGCUGAAGAAAAUGUAACUAUUUAUUUUGGCAGAACUAUAUCUUCUAAUAAAAACUUUCUCAAUAUAUUUACCUGGCUCUGGUAGGCUGCUUCUCUUACUGUUUUAAGGCUUACUAAAUAUUUUUUGGAUGCG